UUAGGCUCCCUCCCCUCACACACACCCUCUCGGAAAGGUGUCGGAGAGAGAGAGGCUCAACCAACAAGUUGUGACAAAUCCUUUUUUAUCAAGGACAAGGGAGUUCGCACAAAACUCAAGUUGGGCGGUGAGAACCAUGCAAGUGUUUCACUGAAUGGACCGAACGGAAGAAUCGAUUUGAGUGGAAGUUUCUUUCUCUUCUUCUUUCAGUUGAGUCUGGCAUACCUCAUCCUCUCGUGUGUAGGCUACCGCCUGCGUGUGUAGGCAGCCGAGGUCCCACCCGAAGACACACUUUUAUGCUGUGAUUUGUCGGUUGUCUUCUCGGUUCAGGACUGAUUUAAAGGAUUGGAAAUGCCUGGGAACGAGAGAGUUUCUCGUCUCUUGAAAGAGAUCAUUCAAAAGCCAGGGAACGACGCGUGCGCAGACUGUGGCGCGCCUGAUCCUAGUUGGGGCUCCUGUUCCUUAGGAGUGUUCAUCUGUGUUCAGUGUUCCGGGAUCCACAGGAAUAUUCCCGACAUCGGAAUGAAGGUCAAAUCCCUCGGCCUCUCCCGCUGGGAAGACCAGGAAGUAAAGUUCAUGGCGGAGAAUGGGAACGAAAUGAUGAAGCAGAAAUAUGAGGCGGUUGUUCCUGUCUACUACUACAAACCUACCCACAAAGACUGCCAGGUCCUGAGGGAGCAGUGGAUCAGAGCGAAGUACGAGAGGAAAGAGUUUUCAGGGGAAGGGAAGAAAUGGACCUAUGAGGAGGGAACGAGGGAUGGAAUGUUGAUGAAAAGGGGGCGGGACAACGGCCAGUUCCUCAACCGACGAUUCGUUCUCUCAGAAAGAGAGGGGACACUGAAAUACUUCACCAAGUAUGAUGCCAAGGAGCCUAAAGCGGUGAUCAAGGUGGACUCUAUCAACGCAGCCUUCCAGCCAGAGAAGAUAGGUAACCCCAACGGACUACAGAUCACCUACCUGAAAGACUACAGCACCAGAAACAUCUUCCUCUACCACGACAACGGCAAGGAGAUAGUAGACUGGUUCAACUCUAUAAGGGCCAUCCAGCUCCACUAUCUAAAGGUGGCCUUCCCAGGGGCUAAUGAUGCAGAGCUGAUGCCCAAAUUGACCCGCAACUUUCUGAAGGAGGGCUAUAUGGAAAAAACAGGACCCAGGCAUACAGAAGGGUUUAAGAAGCGUUGGUUCACCCUAGACCACAGACGUCUCAUGUACUACAAAGAUCCCCUGGAUGCCUUUGCCAAGGGUGAGGCUUUCCUAGGGCACCAGGACCAUGGUUACAGCGCUAGCCCCGGCCUUCCCGCCGGAACCCACUGCAACGGCGCCUGGCAACAUGGCAUCACCAUAGUAACACCCGAGCGCAGCUUCCUGUUUACCUGCGAGACGGAAGUUGAGCAACAGGAUUGGCUGAAACACUUCAAUGAUGUCAUCAGCAUCCAGAUGUCCCCUCAGGAGUACUCCAUGGAGGCUAUGUUCAGACACAAGCAUUGAUGGACCUGUGGCCUGAUGGAUCCUUCCUUCUCCCAUCCUCCUCUCCUCUACCCGUCUUCUAUUCCUCCUCUCCUCCUCCUCUCCUCCUCCUCUCCUCUGCCCUCCUGGAGAUCACCAAGACGUUUGAGUUAGGUUAGACUGUCCUUGCCUAAGAAAGAAAGAUGUACAAACACACUAGACUGCAGCAGGACCUGUCAUCAUGGUUAACCAUUGUGCCUUACACUAAGUCAUUAUUUUAAUGUCUCAGGUCAAUGUGAAUUUAAAUGUUUACUUUUAAAGUUCUCUAUUAAUAUCUUAGAAAUGGACAUGUUUGAUGGGUGAGUUUGGUUAGGAGAUAUGUAAGAUAUACAUUUGAAUAUAACGAUGGAUAAUGUUCGACUCUCUUAGGGUUGUGUAUAAACAGUUAGUGGGUUUUUUUGACAGUGCCAUCUUGUGGUGUUUCAAGAAUAUGACAUCUCUCUUUCUACAUAUCCUGUAUGACCUAAGAUAUUUUCACCCUGUUCUUUUAAGGUAUAAUACAACAUAUUUAGACUGAGGAGACAUGCAAGGAAUAUAUCAUUGAUUGAUCCAUAUUUGUCAUUCAUCCCAUGUCAUGCUUUUAUACGUGUUGUCAAGGGUGUUUUCCAUUAGAGAAGAAGAUUGGUUAGAAAUGAUCACGUUUGAGGCACUACAAACCAUCAGUUUCACCAUUUUUUUAAUAAAUCCAUAUAUUGGUC
Molecule: messenger RNA, 2204 nt
Organism: Salmo salar (Atlantic salmon)
Lineage: Eukaryota; Metazoa; Chordata; Actinopteri; Salmoniformes; Salmonidae
Product: arf-GAP with dual PH domain-containing protein 1
Biological process (GO): positive regulation of GTPase activity
Cellular component (GO): cytoplasm; intracellular membrane-bounded organelle; plasma membrane
Molecular function (GO): GTPase activator activity; phosphatidylinositol-3,4,5-trisphosphate binding; phosphatidylinositol bisphosphate binding
Source: RefSeq, a predicted model, not a curated record